Molecule: messenger RNA, 1479 nt
Organism: Musa acuminata subsp. malaccensis (wild Malaysian banana)
Lineage: Eukaryota; Viridiplantae; Streptophyta; Magnoliopsida; Zingiberales; Musaceae
Product: zinc transporter 7
Biological process (GO): zinc ion transmembrane transport
Cellular component (GO): plasma membrane
Molecular function (GO): zinc ion transmembrane transporter activity
Source: RefSeq, a predicted model, not a curated record
UGAUUCCACCUCUCCCUCGGAGAAAAGAGAGAGAAGGCAUCGAUAGAAGAUCUCGAGUUCCAACUUCACGACCAACUUUCGCGAAAGAUCUUCCGAUGUCUGUCGUUGAGGCUUUUGAUAUUUUGGUCUGCCUCACUCGAUUCCGUGAGCAGCUGAGCUAUUUUUCGGUGAGGGUGUCGGAGUCGAUGGCGGCGACGAGCUGCGCGGCCGUCGAUGCGGCGGAGGAGUGCCGGGACGGCGAGGAGGCUUUGCGGCUUAAGGUUGCCGCCAUCGCGGCGAUCCUGGUGGCCGGAACCGUCGGCGUGGCCAUCCCUCUCGUGGGGCGGAAGCAGCGGCUUCUGCGCACGGACGGGGGCCUGUUCGUCUGCGCCAAGGCGUUCGCCGCCGGUGUUAUACUCGCAACGGGCUUCGUGCAUAUGUUGCACGGCGCAGAGUCGUCGCUCACGCACCCCUGCCUCCCGGACUCUCCCUGGCGGCGCUUCCCCUUCGCCGGCUUCGGAGCAAUGCUGGCGGCGCUUGGCACCCUCGUCGUCGACUUCUUGGGAACCCAGUUCUACGAGCGGAAGCAACGAGCGGAGUCGACGAAUGCCGCGGCCGCCGUAACUGCAGUGGCGCCAAUAACGGCAGCGGAAGAUGACAAGAACGGAAUCACCGUCAUCUCAGUGGCCCCGGAGGCGAGGGGGAAGGGGUCGGGGAGUGAGAAAGGCCCAAUGCACAUCGUAGGGAUGCACGUCCAUUCGACGGCGCAUCGCCACGGCCAUGUGCACGUCCUCGCGACCCCCGGCCGCUCUCACGGCCAUGACCACGAGGACGAGGGCGAGACCUCCUCUCACGCAAGGAACGUGGUGGUAUCUCAGAUAUUGGAGCUUGGAAUCGUGUCGCAUUCCGUCAUCAUCGGACUCUCGUUGGGCGUGUCACAGAGCCCAUGCACCAUAAGGCCCCUGGUGGCAGCCCUCUCCUUCCACCAGUUCUUCGAAGGCUUCGCACUGGGCGGGUGCAUCUCGCAGGCACAGUUCAAGAACACGGUGGCGGCCGUGAUGGCGUGCUUCUUCGCCAUCACGACGCCCGCGGGGAUCGCCGUCGGCUUGGGCAUCGCGUCGUCCUACAACGCCAAGAGCCCGAGGGCGCUGGUGGUGGAGGGGUUGCUGGACUCGAUGUCGGCGGGGAUUCUGAUAUACAUGGCUUUGGUGGAUCUGAUCGCUGCUGAUUUCCUGAGCCAGACGAUGAGAUGCAACGCGCGGCUUCAGGUGGCGUCCUACUCUGCCCUGUUCCUCGGCGCCGGAGCGAUGUCGGCCCUCGCCGUCUGGGCGUGAAUCGUGAUGCACUCCUUUACCGAGGGAGGAGAAUAUUACUUCAUGUGACUGCGAUCCUUCAUUUGUUUAUGAGAGAAAGCUUGUUUGUCUUCAUGUCUUGUGGUCAUUUCAUGGCCAAGCAAUGUCUAAUAAAGUCCACCUCCGAUGAGGAUAAUUACUGCUAUCA